This is a messenger RNA of Closterium sp. NIES-65, 3459 nucleotides long. NCBI's taxonomy places the organism in Eukaryota, Viridiplantae, Streptophyta, Zygnematophyceae, Desmidiales, Closteriaceae. The record is from the annotation of a GenBank genome assembly.
AUGGAGACUACCACGAGCCAACUGGCUUCUCCUGAAUGCUCCUCCGUCUCAGCUGAAGAACUCACCAGGUUCGCAAUGCUCACUCCCCUGCCUGCUUCUCCCCUGUUGUUUCUCCCCAUCAACUCAUCUUCCGUUUGUAUGUCUCCUCUUGUUCUCUCGUGCAGGCCGACCGCUGGCAGCAGCCUCACAAAUUUUCCCAUCAGCGAGUUGUACCACGUGGAGCAUUACCUCAAGGCGGUGCAGCGACAACCCGAUGGAGCCAGUCACUGCCCCGUGGACCCUCGACACCAUGCGACUCCUGGCGCGCAUGACGGCUCUGACCAGGCGAUAUUCGAAAGGGACCCCAUCCCGACCUCGCUCACGCGGCUCCCCACAGCCUUGCAGAAGAAAGCUGUGGGAAUUUUUGAGGAGAUUCUACACUACAUGGGGCUCAAGGGCGCGCUAGUCACCGACGAACGCGGGAUGGCACAGACAGUGAUUCGCAUCCUCAAGUUGGCCCUUGGGAAGCCAGAGAUGCGGGAGGAGCUGUACACGCAGCUGCAUAAGCAAACGUGGAAUAACCAUGACAGGGAGGCGUGCUUGAGGGCGUGGGAGGUGAUGCAUCUGUGCGCGUCGGUGGCGCCGCCGGGGGAGCAGCUCGGGAAGCCUAUUACCGACUACGUGCAGGAGGUCGCGAAUGAUGCAGCGGUGGACGCGGAGGUGAAGUCGCAGGCAAUUGCCACGUGGCACGCGCUCAACAAGGCGAUGAAGGUCGGGGCGAGGAAGACGGUCCCGACCGUUGAUGAGCUGCUCACGCUGAAGACGGGCCAGGCGUUGAGGACGGGCCGAGCGCUGACAGGCAGAGUGCUAAAGACGGUGGCUUUUUUCCUGGAUGACACGUUCAAGGAGGUCUGGUACGACGCGUCAACGACCGCUGCAAAGAUUCUGGAGAGUGUGGCAAGCAGUAUCCGCCUGGAGGCGUUUCAGUCGUUCGGGUUGUACGAGCACAUGAAUUACGAAACGCUCGCUAACAACAAUCUGAAAAACGCCUCCAAUGAGUACGUGGGCAUUGACGACAAGGCUUAUAUGGGGGACGUGAUGGCGGGGAUGAUGAGCUUCAGGGAGAGGAGCGAGCGGCAGGUGGAGCAGCGCCUCAUCUUCCGCAAGAGGUUCUUCCGGAGAAACGAGGAGGCAAUCAUGGAUCAAGUGUUCGUGCACCUGACCUCUGUGCAAGUGAAGCAGGAUUUUGAAGAGGGAAAUUACCCCGUGUCGAGCGAAAAUGUGGCACAGCUGGCAGCAUUACAGCUGAUUGUGGACUUCGGCUUGCUGCUCAAGUCUGAGGUCGACGUCGAUUGGCAAGCAGAGGUGGAGAAAAUAAUCCCAGACCAGUUCCGGCCCAUGAGGCAGAAGCGAGGGUGGGCUAUGGAUCUCCUCACUCACUAUAAGGCGCUGUCAAAACUGACGCCUGAAGAGGCGAAGCAACAAUUCCUGACGAUAAUCCAAGCCCUUCCCUACGGCGAGUCCUCCUUCCACCACUUGAGGUGCAUCCAAGGCCCCAUUGAAAUGCUGCCGAAGCGAGUGCUGAUCGGCAUCAACAGUCACGGAGCGCACUUCUUCCAGCCGGUUUCAAAGGAGUACCUCCAUUCAGCAGGGCUGCGCGACAUCAAGACGUUUGGCAGUGACGGCGCCGUGCUGCACCUUGAAAUGCGCGUGGUGGACUCGAUGCACGUCUUCCUGUUCGAGACUUCCCAAGGCGAGGAGAUCUGCCUUGCCAUGCAGACGCACAUCAAUGACGCAGAGGCCCGCCGCCUUGCCAGGCGAAGAAGGGGGGAGGAGUCGGACUACGAGCAUCGGACGAAGGAGGAGUUGUCGGAGAGCGCCUUCGUGCACAUUGAACAGAUCAAGACAUUGGAGCUGCGCUUCUCAAAAGAGAGGGCUGAGCUGGAAGCCAGGCUGGCGACCGCCGAGCAGCGAUGGAAGGAGAGCCGGGCGGCGGAGGCCCAGCUGAGGGAGGAGGUGAGAGUGAAGGAGGCGCAAUCGAGGCAUCUGGAGGAGUUGUUCAAGGAGUUGGAUGAGCUGAGGGAGACGAAGAAGGAGAUGGAGAGAAAUCAGGUGGAGGAUUUGGAGUUGAUACAGCGGCAGCGCAAGCAGAUAGCCGAGCUGGAGAAGGCGUAUAAGGAGGAGAUAGUGCUGCGCAAGCGGUACUAUAACAUGGAGGACAUGAAGGGGAAGAUCCACGUGUAUGCGAGGUCGCGGCCGCUGAGUGGCAGGGAGCGGGGCGAGGGGCAGCACAUGGUGCUGGAGAUGCCGGACGAGUUCACACUGCAGCACCCCAACACCCUCAAGGAAGGGGGGGCGCCCAAGUCCUACCAGUUUGACCGCAUCUUUGACCACACCGCCAGUCAAGAGGCGGUGUUUGAGGACACACGGUACCUAAUCCAGUCGGCCAUUGAUGGGUACAACGUGUGCAUAUUCUCGUACGGGCAGACGGGCAGCGGCAAGACGCACACCAUCCAUGGCACGGACGAGGACCCCAAGCUCACACCGCGUGCCAUGCAGGAGCUCUUCGACAGGCGCACCAAGGACGCAGGGAACAAGAGCUACAAGCUGAAGGUGUACAUGGUACAGCUGUAUCAGGACAAGCUGGAGGACCUCCUGCUGCCGAAGAAUGCCCCCACGCGGAAGCUGGAGCCCAAGAUGGACAGCAAGGGCAUGGUGAUGGUGAUGGUGUUGAACGCGACUCUCUUUAAGGUGCCGUGCCUGUCGCAGCUGGAAGUAGUGGUGCAGAGGGGCAUGGAGAGGCGCAUGGUGGUUGUGGAGAAUGCAACGCUCGUUGAUGUGGACUCCCUGUCGGAGCUAAAGACAGCGGUGCAGGGGGGGAUGGAGAGGCGCAAAGUGGCUCCCACAAAGAUGAACGCCGAGAGUUCAAGGUCGCACCUUGUGCUCUCCAUUAUCAUGGAGACAACCGACGUGCACACCAACGACGUGAGCCGCGGAAAGCUGUCCUUUGUGGACUUGGCGGGGUCGGAGAAUGCGAAGAAGUCGGGGUUAGAGGGAGAGCGGCUGAGGGAAGCCCAGUCAAUCAACUUGUCGCUGUCAGCACUGGGGAACGUGAUCAGUGCGCUGGCUUCAGGCCCCGGCGGGCACAUCCCGUACCGCAGCCACAAGCUCACGAUGCUCAUGAGCGACUCGCUGGGGGGCAACGCCAAGACCCUCAUGCUUGUCAACGUCUCCCCAGCCCAAGGGAACCUGUCAGAGACACACAACUCACUCACGUAUGCGACGCGGGUUCGAUCGAUCACGAACGACGCAUCCAAGAACGUGGCACACAAGGAGGAGCAGUGGUUCAAGAACAGGAUAAGGUACUGGAAGCAGAAAGCAGGGGCGAGCCCGGAGAAGGAGGAGCUGGAUGAGGUCAAGGACAAGAGGACUGUGGUUAAGAAGGUGCGGCUUGGUGGGAAGCAAGGGGGCAAGGAGUAA